Epithele typhae is the source of this 1071-nucleotide messenger RNA. Its product is annotated as Metalloprotease. Lineage: Eukaryota; Fungi; Basidiomycota; Agaricomycetes; Polyporales; Epitheliaceae. The record is from RefSeq and is a predicted model, not a curated record. The coding region runs from base 1 to 1071 and encodes 356 amino acids. Gene Ontology annotation, biological process: proteolysis. The transcript is spliced from 6 exons. Gene Ontology annotation, molecular function: metalloendopeptidase activity.
AUGUUCUCCCUCGCCCUUUUCACCCUCGCGUUGUCCGCCGCGCUCUCGUUAGCUGGUCCCGCCAAGCGUGCCCCGGCUCUCGAGGUCUCGCUCUCCGCGCCUGCGAACGUGGCGUCGAUAGACGAAAUCAAAAUCACCGCGGCGGUCACCAACACAGGCUCGGAGGACGUCAAGGUGCUCAAGUACGGCACCGUUCUUGACGGUGCGCUCGCGACGCGCUCCUUCAAGGUCUCGAAGGGCGGCGUCGAGGCCGACUUUAUUGGCAUCAAGCUCCAGAUCGACAUGUCCCUCGCCGGCGACUCUGCGUUCGUCGUCAUUCCGGCCGGCGAGACCAUCCUCGUUGAGCACGAUGUCGCGCCCCUCUUCGACUUUGAGGCGCUCGGCGCGGGAUCGUUCGAGUUCGAGCCCCUCACGACCUUCCAGGUCGUCGAUGAGGAUGCGCGCCCGAACGCGUACAAGGUCUCGGUCAAGACCCUGAAGGUCAACGUCAAGUCGGACGUGCAGAAGCGCGAGCUCCGGGCGAUCGACAAGCGUGCGGUCGUCAGCUGCUCCUCGUCGUCCAUGGCGAGCUUCAUCUCUGCGAGCUACACGGAGGGCAAGUCCCUGGCCUCGAUCGCGUCGAGCUACAUCGCGAGCAACGGCGCGAACUCGCUCUUCCGCUCGUACUUUGGCUCCAGCUCUACGUCCUCCGUGCGCAGCGUGCUGAACGCGGUCGCGAACGAGAACUCGAGCAGCCGCACCCUGAACUGCAGCGACCCGUACGGAGUCUGCGGGUCCGGGGUCAUCGCUUACACCCUCAUUUCCGGUUCGCGCCCCAUCUACUACUGCAGCAUCUUCUACAACGAAGUCGCCACCUCGCGCCUGUGCAGCGGCACGACCGUCGCCUCCCGCAACGUCCGCGGCGGCACCACCCUGCACGAGCUCACGCACGCGGCGUCGAACACGGGCGACGUUGGGUACGGGUGCGCGUACGACAUGUCCCUCGCGGCGUCGUCGCCCAGCUCCGCGCUCUCCAACGCGGAUAACUACAACUGCUUCGCCACCCAGGUCUACCAGAACACGCAGUGCUGA